Molecule: messenger RNA, 882 nt
Organism: Oncorhynchus nerka (sockeye salmon)
Lineage: Eukaryota; Metazoa; Chordata; Actinopteri; Salmoniformes; Salmonidae
Product: histidine-rich glycoprotein-like
Exons: 1
Coding region: 1-882 (293 amino acids)
Source: RefSeq, a predicted model, not a curated record
AUGACAACAUUCAUCCCCAGCAUCGCUUGUCAUCACAUCAGCAUUUCGCCCCACCAGGCCGCCAAGCACCGCCACACACCGCCACACACCGCCACACACCACCACACACCGCCACACACCGCCACACAUCGCCACCGCACCGCCACACCGCCACACACCGCCACACACCGCCUCACACCGCCACACACCGCCACACACCGCCAAGCACCGCCACACACCGCCAAGCACCGCCAAGCACCGCCACACACCGCCACACACCGCCAAGCACCGCCAAGUACCGCCACACACCGCCACACACCGCCAAGCACCGCCACACACUGCCACACACUGCCACACACCGCCAAGCACCGCCACACACCACCACACACUGCCACACACCGCCAAGCACCGCCACACACCGCCACACACUGCCACACACCGCCAAGCACCGACACACACCGCCAAGCACCGCCACACACCGCCAAGCACCGCCAAGCACCGCCACAUACCGCCACACACCACCACACACCGCCACACACCGCCAAGCACGGCCACACACCGCCAAGCACCGCCAAGCACCGCCACACACCACCACACACCGCCACACACUGCCAAGCACCACCAAGCACCACCACACACCGCCACGCACUGCCACGCACCGCCAAGCACCGCCACACACCGCCAAGCACCGCCAAGCACCGCCACGCACCGCCAAACACCGCCAAGCACCACCACACACCACCAAGCACCGCCACGCACCGCCACGCACCGCCACACACCACCAAGCACCGCCACGCACUGCCAAGCACCGCCACACACCGCCAAGCACCGCCACGCACCACCACGCACCGCCAAGCACUGCCACGCACCGCCACGCACCGCCACGCAUCACCAUUCGUCUGA